Messenger RNA from Amphimedon queenslandica, 644 nucleotides. RefSeq lists its product as uncharacterized. The record is from RefSeq and is a predicted model, not a curated record. Lineage: Eukaryota; Metazoa; Porifera; Demospongiae; Haplosclerida; Niphatidae. The transcript has 2 exons. Gene Ontology annotation, biological process: signal transduction. The coding region runs from base 114 to 485 and encodes 123 amino acids. Gene Ontology annotation, molecular function: protein binding.
UUGAAGCUAAAUUUAAACAGCAAUGUCAGCAAACAUCACGUGAGCAAUUUGCAUUCCAGGCUUCUAGCCCCACCCACCAGUGAGCUAGGUCCAUUUAUAGUCUCAGGUCCAUUAUGGCCACUGGUCAAACUUGUUUAAGUUUAGGUGAUUUAAUUUAUGUUCUUGAGUUGUUGAAGAAAUGUGACUUCCCUAAAGCAAAUUGGUAUGACCUUGGACUGACACUAGGACUACUGAAGAGUUCACUGGACGUCAUAGAAAAGAAUCAUCCUCAUGAUGCAUCUCGCUGUAUGACAGAGUGCCUCUCCCAAUGGUUAGGUAGAGCUGAUAAUGUUGACAGUAGAGGAGGAGCCAACUUGGACUCACUGUCAGAUGCUCUAGGAUCUAUGAAUGAAACUGCUGUAGCUGAGAAGUUAAGUGAGUCAACCAUAACUGUAUGUAACUAUAAUCACUGUAUUUUCUAUCAUAGAACAUCAGGUUCUUAUUAAUAUUUUUAUUAAUCGUCAUACUGUCCUGUCUCAGUCUCUUUGUGAUUGUACUGCUAUUGCUUGGUUACUUUAUGGUGAACGUAUGUUAACACAAGAAGCAGUUAGUAGAGUGGUGUCAGCUAGUCCCUCUAUUCCUAAUCAACGUGAGGCUCUAUUAAC